Messenger RNA from Lactuca virosa, 702 nucleotides. Lineage: Eukaryota; Viridiplantae; Streptophyta; Magnoliopsida; Asterales; Asteraceae. The record is from the annotation of a GenBank genome assembly.
CAGGAAAUAUUAGCAUAAGCAAAAAGAUUAAAUAUGACAAACGAAGAUAUGAUGACAUGAUUUGAAGGGCAUAAUUGUAAUUACAACUGGAGAGGGGGUGUUUAAUAAUGAAAGAAGAAUAUAAUAAGUUGAAGGGCAAAGGUUUGGAGAGCUGAUAUAACCUGUGAUCACAACGCUUACCACUCAAUUACAAAAUUCAUCUCAUCUUCAGCUUCACCUUCUUCAGGAAUUAAGACACUUGCGCUCUCAAAGGUCUACUGUAAUAUUUGAAGAAAAAGAUGGGUUACUGGAAAUCAACAGUGGUACCAAAGUUCAAGAAGAUUUUCGAGAAGAACAACGUUAAGAAGGCUGCUGCUGCAGAAGCUUGCAAGACCUUCGAUGACGCUAAGGAGGAUUACAGCAAAGAGUUUGAAGAAAAGAAGAGUGAAACUCCAAGCUAAAGUCAUUGAAAUCUAUGAAGCUUCUGCUGAUGAAAUCAAGGCAGUGGUGAAGGAGAAGAAGGAGGGCACCUUGAAAAAGGUCUCUACUGGGUUGAGAAGUUCCUUGAAGAACUCUCUAAAAUCGUCGAAGAAGAAAAAAGAAGAGGAGGCUACACCCAGCACCGAAGCAGCAGCUCCGGUGGAAGAAACAAGCAGCAAAGAGAAGGAGAUUGUGGUGGAGGAAGAGAAGAAAGAAGAGGUGGUGUGGUGGUGGCGGAGGUGA